AUGGAGGAGCCCGGGAGGAGGUGGAGGGCGGCCGGCUGUGGAUGGCUCCGACAGUCGCUGCUGCUGUGUCUGUUCUCAGGAAGUACUGAAGCCCUUUGCGAAGGAUGUCUAGAGUACUGCUGCGACGGAUCGCCACCGUUCUGCUGCUCCUACUACGCCUACGUGGGGGACGUCCUUUCGGGCACCGCCAUCUCCGGCAUCGUGUUCGGCGUGGUCUUCCUGAUGGGGGCGGUGGCGGCCCUGUUCCUGUGCGUGUGCAUGUGCAUGAAGAACGGGCGCGGCGCGCGGGUCGGCGUGUUCAGCACCAUCAGCACCGUGACCCAGGGCUUUCCAGGUCCUCCGCCUCCGUACAGCUCUGAUUACGAGAUGCACCCUCCGCCCUACACCCCGACUCCGCCUCAGCAGGGUAGCUGCUCGCCGCCACCACCUUACCCCGGCUGCCCCCACAAGUAGACUCUUCUUUCAUCUCCUGGAUUUGGACCUGGAGGUCCAGCACAGGUGCAUUUUGGGUGUCGGCUUAUAAAAACUGUCCGCUCUGCGAUAACGUCCGUUUGAGGGGACAAUGUGUGUCGGGAUCGGGUCUGAAAGACUUUACGGUCCCGUCCUGACCCUUCACCGAGCUUCCUGUGCACCUCAAAAGUACGACCGUGCAUUGAUGGAGGUGAA
Molecule: messenger RNA, 666 nt
Organism: Nematolebias whitei (Rio pearlfish)
Lineage: Eukaryota; Metazoa; Chordata; Actinopteri; Cyprinodontiformes; Rivulidae
Gene: cyyr1
Product: cysteine/tyrosine-rich 1
Exons: 4
Coding region: 1-453 (150 amino acids)
Source: RefSeq, a predicted model, not a curated record